GAGCAGUAGAAGCUGUUUAUAUGCAACUUUGAAGCUAUUUUUUUUUGUCCAUGAUCUAGAAACUAGAUGAAAUAGGUCAGACGGUUGCGGUUCUACAGCAACAAGAUUGUGUUCUCCUACAACUUCUUUAAACAGAGAGACGAGAGUGUGCUGCAGCGUGGUUUUACAAGUUUUGUACGAGGAGAAGGAAUCCGACGAGAACGUCUUUCUUGACAUAGAUUGAUGUAGCAGGCGCAUCAGAUGAUAGCCGAUUCUUAUCGUGCAUGCUCGCUUCGGUAAAAGAUCUAUUGAACAUCAACAUCAUAACCGUCGUAAAGAUAUACUAUACCCACUUUUGGUGUAGAUGCACGACAUUUUCCUCCUUCAUUCCCUCACUUUACAGAAAAAAAUGGUCUCCAACUAGGUACGCCUGUGUAAUUAUAGAUGUUUGAGUUUGUCCCCAAGCCCAGCGCAACACAACCUAGAUUUUUCCACUUUCUUAUCUUUGAUUGUGUGUUUUUGUGUAUUUGAUAGGUUCCGUUUUUGUUUUAGUCUGGAAUUGUGGAGCGGCUUUUCUUGCUCCUGUGUAGGGAUGUACGCGGAGAACCCAUAUUUAAUAUUGACUUGAUUAUUCCUAGAAAUAGCGAAACGCUUUAUUUUUGCCUAUGAUGUGAUCAUCAACAAACAAACAAACAUUCAACAUAUAAUCUGAAGUGUCUUGUUGUCUAAAACGACCUACAAAAUCAUGUCCGAUCAUUCCUCUUCGAUUAUGUCGCGUUUCCAACCCUUAACGACCACCCUGGUCGGGCCUCUUGCUCGUUACCUCGGACUUCUUCCGCCAGACGAUGCUCAGCAAGAAGGUUUUUGGGGUUCCCGCAAUGCCAACAUCCACUUUUGUGAACCUGCCUAUGUCCGUUCACCCUAUAUUGCAGAGUUCUGGAAUACGCUGACGAACUUGUUUCCUCUCUUGCUGGGGAUAUUUGGUAUGAUUUGGACAGCGAGGAUGCGGGAGAAAUCGAGGGUGACGUCAGAUAAGAUUGCUAGUCGUGCGUCAAAGGUGACAGCAAGUGAAGGCAAGAAUCAAUCGUCUACUGCUGCUGCAUCGACCACAUCAAUCAUGUCAACAGGUGGAGUACCUGGAAGGAGCGCUGAAGGUUUCUCCACGCCGGUGAAAGAAGCUCCUUCUGCCACCAGAAGAUCUAGGGAACAAGUACAAGAAGAAACGCGUGCCACAACUACAACCAGCUCGACAGGACGAAGAAAACCAGACAGUUCUUCAUCGUGGAGCAUGUCCAACACGUCUGUGGUCAAGAAGUUUUUGACUUUGCCGUCAGCUCUCACGGGCUCUCCUACGUUGUCCGAUGCCAAACCGAGACGUCCUUCUUCCUGGCGACUCUCCUCAAUGUUUUCGUCACCCUUCUCCGGAGGAGCUGCUAAUAAAGACGCCGUCGUGUCGCCGCCGAAUACUCCACCUCGAUCACCGGUUGAUAAUAAAGACCCCGUCGUGUCGCCGCCGAAUACUCCACCUCGGUCACCGGUUGAUCAACGAGUACAAACAGACACCGCUCUUCAAAGUUCUUCGUGUGGCGAGAGCUCAGUUGAAGAGGAUGAAGACGAGAUGGAAAUCCUUUCCAUGCUAGGCGAGGAUGUGGACUGCUCCGCUCUUCUCAUGUCGUCCUCCAGUGUGCGAAAUCAGCUUGAUGUAGAUGGAGCUAUCACGACAUCUACUUCUACUUCUACAGUAAUAAAAAUCCCCUCGCUGCGAACAUGCGACAAGGCCUACUGCCUUUGCCAAGCGUCCUGGGUCAGCUUCAUGUUGAUGGGCAUCGGAAGCGGGCUCUUCCACGCCACGCAGUCCUUCUGGGCCGAACUGUGCGACGAGCUCGGCUUGAAUCUCAUGCUCGUUUGUUUCCUAGCCAGCCAAGUGGAUAGCACGCCACCUCUACGGACGCCUGGCGGUCGCCGUUUUGCACUAGUCUACAAUCCGAUUGUCGUCCUCAUCUGCGUCCUGAUCUACCUGUCCACGAAUGCGCACGCAUUUUUCACCUUCUACUUCACAGUUCAAGUCGCCGUCUGUGGAUACUGCAUGUUCGCGAGUGCUGACAUCCGGAAUGCGCGUAGACUGGAAGCUCUUCUCUUGGUCCUCGGACUCGUCGGUCGCGGCGCGUGGGAGCCGGAGAUGUGGCUCUGUCGAGGCGAUUACUACGCGUAUUACGUACCAGAGGUGAGGCCAGUGAUUGACCCUCUGGAAUUGUACAAGGACGUCGGGAUUUUGGAUGAAGCGAACGCGAAGGUGAACAUGCAGAUCGGCACUACAGCUAAAAAUGGUGGAGCUCUUUCUGCGUUCACGACUGGAUCGUCUUCUAGCACUGUUGUUCUUGAUGGAGGUCAACAAAAUGAUCAGGAACAAGAGUUGAAUCUGAUCAUUGCAUCUACUGACUCUCCAAGCACACAGAUGAAAAGUGAGUGGUCGAUAGGAGAACUCGCAUCAGAGAGAGGAACAGCAUCAUCGUCUGCUACAAACCUCAUGUGGCCGUUUAGCACUCUAUGGAUCGACCUCUUAUCCGCCACAACAGCCAAGGGGGAAAACAAUUUCUCAUCGAAACUCAGAUCUUACCUCAUUUCUCCUUCCUAUAUCCUAUCAGCAAUGUGGUCACCACCUACGCCGUCAUCACCUACGCCUAUCUCUAUUCCAUCCCGCUCUUCUACAACCGUUGAGCACAGUGAAAGUAGCACUGGUACUUCAUCCUCAAGUACUAGAACAUCAUCUUUAAUAUCUGUUUCGUCAACAACGAGAACGACGGAUGAACAUCUUCCUCUUUCGACAACAAGAACCAUGUCCACGACCUCACCACAACUACCUUAUGAGUUGGAUUUUAUCAUAUGGGGCCAUUGGAUUUUUCACCUGUUGAUGUACACAUUGUUCGCCGUUUCCAUGGUCUAUUCGGUGAAGAGCAGAGAAUUCGCUGCCCGUGUAUCCUUGAAACGACCCGAUUUACUGCCGAUCCUAGAGAAGCGUUCACAAUCGAAGUUUGUCGUGCGAGUGGGCAGCUUCCUAGAACGCCAAGUCAUUAUCCGUGCAUGGAAUUUCGGGAGACUGAUGUUUCAAAAGUUCGAAGAAGGACGUUGUAAGAAUCAAUGA
Messenger RNA from Amoebophrya sp. A25, 3121 nucleotides. The record is from the annotation of a GenBank genome assembly. NCBI's taxonomy places the organism in Eukaryota, Dinophyceae, Syndiniales, Amoebophryaceae.